This is a messenger RNA of Dromiciops gliroides (monito del monte), 2816 nucleotides long. RefSeq names its product forkhead box L3 (gene FOXL3). Bases 72 to 830 code for a protein of 252 amino acids. Gene Ontology annotation, molecular function: RNA polymerase II cis-regulatory region sequence-specific DNA binding; DNA-binding transcription factor activity, RNA polymerase II-specific. Lineage: Eukaryota; Metazoa; Chordata; Mammalia; Microbiotheria; Microbiotheriidae. Gene Ontology annotation, biological process: anatomical structure morphogenesis; regulation of transcription by RNA polymerase II; cell differentiation. The transcript is spliced from 3 exons. The record is from RefSeq and is a predicted model, not a curated record.
GGCGCUAAGGGAGAACCCCAGACCAGCUCUUGCACCCUGCCGGAGCUGAGCUGAGCCCGGCUGCGAGAAAGAUGUUCGAUAACACGCAGUAUCCUUACAACUGCUUCAACUACGACGGUGAUGAUUACCCCGCCUGCAGCUCGGACGACGAGAAGAAACUCAGCCGGCCAGCUUACAGCUACAUUGCCUUGAUUGCAAUGGCCAUCCAGCAAAGCCCUGCCAAUAAAGUGACGCUGUCUGGCAUUUAUGACUUUAUAAUGAAGAAAUUCCCUUACUACAGAUCAAACCAAAGAGCCUGGCAAAACUCCAUUAGGCAUAACCUAUCCCUUAACAGUUGUUUUGUAAAGGUCCCCAGGAUGGAAGGGAAUGAGAAAGGGAAGGGGAACUAUUGGACUUUCGCUUCAGGUUGUGAGUCCAUGCUGGAUCUUUUUGAAAAUGGAAACUACCGGAGGAGGCGUAGGAGGAGGAAUAUGAAAAAGGAACCUAAAGACCAGAAAUCAGGUGGGACUGUGGGGCCUUCAACCCUGGAGCUGCCCACUAUGGAUUCAUGUUCAGAGGGCAUCCACCUGAAUGAGGGAACAGCCAAGAAACAUGAAUUCAGAGCCCCUCACCUGGAUCCUUCUCCAUUCUUUCCAAAUGGCCUGUCCAAUCAGCAGAACCUGGGCAAUGCCUCUCUUGGAAAAUCUGACUCAGAAAUUAAAUUUAGCAUUGAUUACAUCCUCUCAUCGCCUGAUCCUUUGCCUGCCCUAAGAUCACCCUUCAAUACCCAAGAUAAUAAAUAUCAUCUACUGGAGCCUCAACAAAUUAACCUCCAGUUUUGGACAAUGUGAGAUGCUUAUAGAAUGGAGUAUAUUCUAGGACUGCUCUAUAACCACCAGCUGUUGUGCCUCUUUCCCUUGUCAUCUGCUGGAAGGGCACAAUCAAGCCAACCUUUUGUACAAAGCUGGGCUGUUCAAUCAAAACCAAGAGAUUUAUUUCAUGAUUUGUGCUUAAUGUGUAAUACAUCUCUUGGGGUUUGGGGGGACUUUUGAUCUCAUGAACAAUGCAAAUGUGAAAUUGGCUUUAUUCCUUAAAAGAUGCUCACCUGUGGAGGAACCUAUGCCAUGGAUCAAUUCAAUUCAGUCCAAUUCAACAAAAAAUGUGCCAGGCACUGUGUUAGGUACCAGGGUUACAAAGGCAUGACUCUGAUAGACAGGUUGGCCUACUGACACUGUUUUCCAGUAGGUCUUUUUAAAAAAACUCAAUUGGAACAACAUUUGAUUCCUUUAUUCUAAUUCUUAGCAUUGUUGCUUGUAAUUCUAGCCCUAACAAAAUCUCUUGAUAGUUAUUUAAGCAACUGGAUUAGAGAGUUAUGUACACUCUAAACAGUAAUGUAUGGUUUCAAUUUACCCCAUGAAAGUUAUAUCCUGAUACUAUUUACUUUGGUCAGCGUUGGUGAAUGAUGUGAUAAGACCUAGUAGAUAUGCCCUAACCUGUCUGCAAAUAGAAUGUUUUUCUGUGUUAUUGUAAUGACUUAGGAAAUCCCAUAAACUUGUUCUCUAUAAGGUGGAAGGAGAUAAAAGUGGGCUAGGAAUUUUAGACAUUGACAAAACACUGGAAUGGAGAUAUUUCUACCCCUUUGCUCAAAGUGGUAAAUUCAUAUGAAGUCAUUUAUCCCACCCGCUAUCAGUCACUAAAGUGGUACUGAAUCAAUGUACUUUGCAUUUUCGUGAAGUGGGUAAUCAGAGACCAGCACAAUUACAGAUAUCAGUAUUAGGAUAGUAUGCACCAUUUGAAAUCUAAAUUAUUUCAUUACUGUGUGAGAUGAGCAUUUAGAAAAAUACACAUGAAACUAUUUGACCACUCAGCAUUUUUUUAUCAAGCACAUUUUUAUAGAAUUAAUUUCUAUCUAUAACUUAAUCUUAAGGUUAACAUGGAUUACACUAGACAUGAUUUGCAAGGUGGCAACUAUAGGCUAGUCUCUCAAAUAGAAACAUGUAAAGAGAGCCUAAUCUUUUUGAGAAACAAUUUCAAAUCAAAUCCAGGCUUCAGGGAAAGGAACUCAAGGUAAAUGAAGGUAAGCAAAUUGACAAGGAUAAGGCAAAACCAUGUAAAAGAUAGGCUUACACAUAGCUUGAAUUUUGAGAUUGGAGGUCUGACAUUUCAUUAAGUUAUUCAUAUUGUAUAUAGACACUAGACAUACUCUUAAUAUUUUCAGAUGAGGAAAGAUCACCAGUGGCACUUAUAAAUAUUGUGAAAAUGCAUGAUCAUGUCUUUUUUUAUGUUCAAAAUUGUUAAUGAUGUUUCUACUGUACUGCCUUUCCAAUCCCCCAAUCCUCCCCAAACCCCACCCCCCCAACAUCCUGCUGACUUCUUUCUUAGAAAAUGAUAUGGAUUUUCAGAAAGCCCUUCACCUUAGCAAGAAUAAGUACUUCUCCACACUCCAUUGUUAAUUUCUUUCUGAAAAAAGCGGCAAAAACUAUGGACAUAUAUUUAGAAGAGGACCUACAAUAGCAAGAACACCACCACCACUAAAAGAAACAAACACACCCCCCCCUGCCCCAAACUCACCACCUUCCUUCCAAGUUCCCAAGAACAUUUUUCACUGACCAUGUGACAUUUUCACAUUGUCAGAAUGAUGAUGGGUGUAUGUGUAUGUGUGUCUUGUGAGGUUUUUUAUGUGUCUGCACUCCAAUGUACGUAUAACUAUAUUUAUAUCUGAGUUGCUGUCUUGCCAAAAACAUUAUUUUUAAUUAUGCUAUAUAUAAGCAGGAUGGUGACAAUGCAAUGUAGUCUGUAUUGGAAACGAGUAUAUAUGGAGUGUUUGGAAAUAUAUU